AUGGAAUUCAAGGCAACUGAGCUUAGAUUGGGGUUACCAGGAGUAACAGAGGAAGACGAGAAGAAAAUCACACAUGGUAGUGUUAAGAACAACAACAAAAGACAAUUACCUCAAACUUCUGAGGAAUCUGUUUCAAUUUCCAAGGUUACAAAUGAUGAGAAUAUUGUGGAGAGUUCUUCUGCAGCCCCUCCUGCAAAGGCAAAGAUAGUUGGGUGGCCACCAAUUAGAACUUACAGGAAAAACAGUUUGCAAGAGGCUGAUGUUGGUGGAAUCUUUGUAAAAGUGAGCAUGGAUGGUGCCCCUUACCUUAGAAAGAUUGAUAUAAAGGUCUAUGGAGGGUACCCUGAAUUACUCAAAGCUCUAGAAACCAUGUUCAAGUUGACCAUAGGUGAGUAUUCUGAAAGAGAAGGUUACAAGGGAUCUGAAUAUGCACCAACUUAUGAAGACAAGGAUGGUGAUUGGAUGUUAGUCGGAGAUGUUCCAUGGGACAUGUUUGUGACUUCUUGCAAAAGGCUAAGAAUCAUGAAAGGCACAGAAGCUAAAGGUUUGGGUUGUGGUGUAUGA
Messenger RNA from Vicia faba (fava bean), 564 nucleotides. The record is from the annotation of a GenBank genome assembly. Lineage: Eukaryota; Viridiplantae; Streptophyta; Magnoliopsida; Fabales; Fabaceae.